UUGCUUAACUGUCAAAACCCAUUUUUCAAACACCUCACUCCACCUAGCGAAUUGAUUACUAUAUAUAGAGAUCUCUGGUUUUUGUGUAAAAUGGCGAGUACAGCCCCUUUGUUUCAUUAUUCCCCUCGAUUUAUAGAUCACCGAAUUACCAAUUCAAAUAAUAACAACAAUUUAUCUUCGUCUUCUACUUCUUGUUCCUCUUCUACUUCGUCGUUUGAUAAUCUCCGAGGAAAUAAUUGGAAUAUCAACACCUUCUCCGAUUUGGGGCAGUACUUGGAAUUAAAUAGUUGAUGGUACCAAAAAACUCGUUUCAUUCUUCACUAUAAAGGCCAUACCUUCAACACUGCAGGGACAAAGCAUCAAAACCUCAAAGCUCAAGCCAUGAGUACAACUCAAGGAACAUCACCAAGAGGCAAUAUUAAUGUGAAAGAUGAACCCGACCAUCUUCUUGUUCUUGUUCACGGCAUUAUGGGAAGCCCAAGUGACUGGACAUACUUUGAAGCAGAUUUGAAGAGGCGGUUAGGGAAAAGAUUUUUGAUAUACGCAAGUUCAUGUAACACGUACACUAAAACCUUCACUGGAAUCGAUGGAGCUGGAAAACGACUAGCUGAGGAAGUCAUGGAGAUUGUGAGGAAUACAGAAAGCCUCAAAAAGAUAUCCUUUUUGGCCCAUUCUCUUGGUGGAUUGUUCUCAAGAUAUGCAAUUGCUGUUCUCUAUAUGCCAAAUACCUCUUCUGAUGACUCCAGUGUUAUAGCGGGCUCUACUAACACAAGUCUCAAGACCUCAUGCUAUUCAAAUACGGGGUUGAUUGCUGGGUUGGAACCUAGUAACUUUAUUACCUUGGCGACUCCUCAUCUCGGAGUGAGAGGAAAGAAGCAGCUUCCAUUUCUUCUUGGUCUGCCUUUCUUAGAGAAAAUUGCUGCACCACUUGCCCCCAUUUUCACUGGCCGAACUGGCAGUCAACUCUUCCUUACUGAUGGCCAGCCUGACAGACCACCUCUAUUAUUACGAAUGGCAUCCGAUUGUAAAGAUGGAAAAUUUGUAUCUGCCCUUGGUGCUUUCAGAUGUCGCCUUCUUUAUGCUAAUGUCUCUUAUGACCAUAUGGUUGGUUGGCGCACAUCAUCCAUAAGAAGGGAGACAGAACUUAUCAAGCCUCCUCUUCAGUCACUGGAUGGCUAUAAACAUGUUGUUAGUGUGGAGUACUGUCCACCAGUCUCGUCUGAGGGUCCCCAUUUCCCUGAGGAAGCAGCCAAAGCUAAACAGGCUGCCCAAAAUGAACCCAACAAUCAGAAUACAGUAGAAUAUCAUGAAACUAUGGAAGAGGAAAUGAUACGUGGCUUACAACGACUAGGAUGGAAGAAAGUUGAUGUCAGCUUUCACUCUGCAUUCUGGCCAUUUUUCGCACACAAUAAUAUUAAUGUGAAAAAUGAGUGGCUCUAUAAUGCCGGGGUAGGAGUGGUUGCUCAUGUUGCAGACAACAUAAAGCAACAGGAGAAUCAACAAGGUUCUACAUAUGUUGCUGCCAGUUUAUAGUUCUCUACGCCUGUACAUAAUGGCGUUAGCCAUAUAUAUAAUAUUAUUGCAUAAUAUUUAGUUUCCUUCUUUUAUAGUUUUCCUUUUUGUUUACUUGUAAUAUGUAAACUUAUGUAUUUUCAUUAGAAACAUAAUUUUUGGUGGCUCAAUAGAUUAUUGUUUUCUCUCUUUC
Molecule: messenger RNA, 1705 nt
Organism: Olea europaea var. sylvestris
Lineage: Eukaryota; Viridiplantae; Streptophyta; Magnoliopsida; Lamiales; Oleaceae
Product: putative lipase YOR059C
Exons: 11
Coding region: 382-1533 (383 amino acids)
Source: RefSeq, a predicted model, not a curated record